GUGUAAUGAGCAUGAUUGUUACAUAAUCUGACAAAAUUUAAGAAUGAUAAUUAUAAUAUUAUUCCCUUCUGCAGACAAAGGAUUAUUUCCUCACUGGUGUGAAGGGUUCAACCCUGCAAUCAGCCAUAACAUAUCAGAGCAUCUCUCCAAGCUUCACAAACAUUCUGUGAUUACCAUGUCACCAGAUGCCUUACUUAACAUGAGAAUUAAGGCCAUUAAGAGAGUGCUGCGUAAACAACCAUUUGAAAGAAAAUCGAAGGAUAAUGAAGUGAUAUUUAAGCACUUACAGUACUUCCCAGAACUGUCUGAUCAAGUCCCAAGGCAUGUACUCAAGGAGCUGUGUUCAGUCGCUCAGCUUGAUAAAUGUCCAGAGGAAGAUUAUGCAGUGUUUGGCAAUACAGGACUUCACCUUAUAUUACGAGGAAGUGUCAUGUCAGAAUCAUUGCGAGCAAUCUCGCCCAUAGAUAUUGACCCAGAUGGAAGAGAUUUCUUCUCUCCAUCACCUAUACUUGAAGAGGACAAACUAGAAACUGUAAAAGAACAACUCUCAGUUGGUCAGUGUUUUGGAACACUCAGCAAAGUUGAAGGAAAGGAACCCUAUUCAGGACUCCUUUCAGUUAUUUCAUUGGAGCCGUGUGAAUUCUUGAAGAUUUCCACCAGUGACUAUGCACGAGUUAUUCAGAUCAUUCAAGCUCGUGAGGAAGAGCAGAAACUGUCUUUGGCCAAGGUGUGUAAACUGUUCAGCAACUGGCCUCUGUUGUCGCUCAAGAAGAUUGCUGGUCUCAUUAAAUGGAGGAAAUUUCCACCUGGUCAAGUUCUUGUAAGUGAAGGUGAAAGAUGUGAAGUGAUAGGAUUCAUAAAGAAAGGAGAAUGUCUUCUUCGGCGUUACAUUGAAGUAGCGCACACCUUCCCAGAUGGAAAGAAGGAACAGCGUAUUAAGUCUGUGAUGAUUGGCAGACUGUCUCCUGGCGAUUCUNAUCCCAACAGCAACCUUAACAAAGUUGUGAGCAACGUCUUAUAUCACAGAGGCAUUCUUCCUGGUUACAGCAAGUGGAGUAGAAAUCCUUCGCCUUUGGAAGUUCCUGAUAAAAGACACUAAACAGUACAACAUUGCGGGUGUUGCUAGGUCUGACCGUAAAACAACAGGUCCGGAGAAACCAAGCUCCAAAACCUUAUCAUAGGAAAGACUCCAUCGGCGGCGAGAGAUUGAUUCUGAAACUUUUACGCGAAAUUAAUUUUGUCUUUGACAACUACAAGCUCGCUCAUACAACAACAACGACAACAGACUGAAACACUUCUGACCGUGCACUGAAAAUAAUGUCAUUGUAACUCCCCCAUCUGAUACACGCUUAGCACACUUGAACUGAGUUAUGGAUUUUUUACAGCUAUACAUUUUAGUUAGAAUCAUGUCUCGUUAUUCGUCACAGUUGGCACAUGCUACAUACAUUUCUACUGACAGAAAUGACUGCGGAAAACUAAAUUCUUGGAAGAUUCUAGCAUCGUAAAACUAUGUAAAGAGAGUCAUUCAACAUGCAUGUCAUGAGCAUGGGACAAAGAAAAAAACCGAGCCCCCGAAGGGAGCCGAACCCGAACAGAUCCGGGCGGGACGGUCUAACCACUGAGUAGUACUGAAUCGUUUUACCUACGCAAGUUUCCGCUAAUUUUCGGACACAUUAUGGUCUUGCCUUGCACUUCUUGUUAGAAUGUCGUCAGUGAGUAGAGACUGAGCAAUUGGCAAUUCAAACAUUGAAUUUACUACACCCCUGUUAAGCGACCACCUAUUGAACGACCACCCCUAUUAGACGGCCACUAGUCAAAGUCCCGAUGAGAGCUUUUCUAUUGUUUUUACCUCUAUUAAAUGGCCAGCCCCCUUUAAGCGGCCGCUAUCCAUUUCCCCGAGGGUGGCCGUUUAAUGAGGGUUAAACUGUACUCCUUCCUUGCUCUCUCGCCGCUCAAUUUAAACUUCCUUAAUUUACACUCUCAAAUUUUCUCUUGGGAAGUUGUCUUGCAAAAUAUAUGUGUUCUAAUACAGUACAUAGGUAUCACUGUAAAUAUUUGUAACAUACCACCAGCCUUACAAAGGCUUGGAAAUUAAUGGAAAAAGGCGACGACCUUUGCAAUGAAUAUUAAUCAAUAUAUGGCUUGGCAAUCAAGUGGAAACAAAGCACUAUAUAACAAGCGUGAAAUUUUUAAAUUCUAAGAGUAAGGAAUAUUAAAUGACAAAUUUCCAUGGGUCAAAAGACGACACCUUGUCGAAGGAAUAAAACAUAAGAUAUAAGGAAAAUGCACAUCCUGCCUAUUCUGACAAUUUAUGAGGUUAAAAAAGUGUUACAGAAAAAUAAGCCAAUGCAUGCGAGGCAUUCCUUGAUUGUGAAAUAAAAAAUAAAACAAAAUUGUGAA
Orbicella faveolata is the source of this 2400-nucleotide messenger RNA. Its product is annotated as cyclic nucleotide-binding domain-containing protein 1-like. Lineage: Eukaryota; Metazoa; Cnidaria; Anthozoa; Scleractinia; Merulinidae. The record is from RefSeq and is a predicted model, not a curated record.